AUGCAAAGGGAGGAAGAGAAGGAAAGGCGCCGUCAACGUGACAGGCAAAGGAGACAAUCUAUGACUGAAGAACAAAGGGAACGCCACCUUGCUAGACGCCGUAGAAACUACCAGCUCCGAAGACAGAGAGCAGCAAAUGCUCCUUUUGUUCCUCUUCCUCAAUCAGUUACCACCGGUGAAGCCACUACUAGUGCUCACCUUCAAUACUACACUCCUUCUACCUCGUCAGAUCACACACUCCUCCAUCAUCCCCAUGAAACAUCCCAAACUCUUCAAGGAACAUCAAUUCAAGUGGAAGGUGUACCAAGAAGAAUGCGUCUAAAUAACAUUAAACGUCUCGCACGAAACCUAGUAACUCCGAUGAGUGUGCCACCUGGCAAUCACCAAGUCGCGGCAGAGUUGAUGCCCUGUCCAAGUGGGGAUGGUAACACAACAAAACCCUUGAGUUUAAUUCGUGUCAAGCGCCUUGCUCGAUCAUUAAGCUUUCCUUCCCAAAACACUCCUGCUCAGAAGGAUCACAGUGCUACUAAUUGUUAG
This is a messenger RNA of Abrus precatorius (Indian licorice), 537 nucleotides long. RefSeq lists its product as uncharacterized. NCBI's taxonomy places the organism in Eukaryota, Viridiplantae, Streptophyta, Magnoliopsida, Fabales, Fabaceae. The transcript has 3 exons. Bases 1 to 537 code for a protein of 178 amino acids. The record is from RefSeq and is a predicted model, not a curated record.